AUGGCUGAGAGGCCGGGGAGCAACGGGGCAGCACUGCUGCCCGUCUGGUCCUUGCCCGGUCCCCGCGGCCGCUCCCAAAGCGACAUCUCCUCCUUCUCCUCCUCCCGGAGAACCUGUCUGCUGCGGUCCAUCGUGGGCGGCUCAGUUGAUGGUUUGGACAAGGCUUCAAUUGCUAACUCAGAAGGACCAGCCCCAGGAUCCCAAACUCCCCCCUUCAAGAGGAAGGGCAAACUCUCCAACAUUGGCAAAAUCUUUAAACCUUGGAAAUGGCGGAAGAAGAAGACAAGUGACAAAUUCAGAGAAACAUCAGCAGUGUUGGAAAGGAAGAUUUCGACAAGACAAAGCAGAGAGGAGCUGAUAAGAAGGGGAGUGCUGAAGGAAAUGCCUGAGCAAGAUGGUGAUGUAACAGUAAAUUUUGAAACUUCAAAUGGACACACCAUAGCCAUUGGUGAAGAAACCAUACAGGAAGAAAAUGUGGUAAAAGCUAGUGGAAAUAAUGGCACUUUAUCAGAGAAAACAACAUCAUCGGAAGGAAAAAAAGAUCAAAAAGAGAGCACUACUGGUCACUGCCCAGAAAUACCAACAUCCCAUGCUCCACCACUACCCAAGCCUAAGCCUAAAUCUAAAAAAGCUCUACUGCCACCAAAAAAUGCCAUUGCUGCUUCCACAACCACCAGCCAUAAGGGUAAUGAAGCACCUCAUGCAAAAAAAAAGGGAAAGGGUCCUGCUAAGCAGCCUCCUCUCCCACCGCCCAAGCCAACAGGUCACAGGGCAAAUCAAGAAGCUGCUGGUUCCUCUCAUGCAAGAAAACCACCAGACUCCAAGUCUUCUUCAUCACCAUCUCCUUUGUCCACAUCAUCUCACCCCAAAGCCUCUAAGGAGACUUCCAGCAAAUUGGGCACAUCAGGGACUCCCAGGGGCAAGAAAAAACCUGGGAAACAGUCAACCCCACGAACAGCACCAGAUGGGGCUGCUUCUUCCCCCUCAGGUGCCACAGACAACAGUUUGGAAGUGAAGACAGAAAAAAACAAGGCUGAGCAACCUUCCAUAGUAACUUUUGAAAUGGAGGACACAGACCAAUCAAGCAAGCUUGUUGUCCCCCCUCCUCCCACCGCUGCCCCUCCUCCACCUCCACUUCCACCUCCUUUCCCUGCUGCAGCUGGUCAGCCUGCUGUCUCCUCAGAUGCCCAGGAUGUGUCAGACAGCUGUGUGGCAGGGCCAUGCAGCCCUGGAUCAGAUACUAAAACUCUUCUCCAGACUGAGCAUGGCACAGAUGAGAGUCUGAGCAGUACGGCCCUAGGCAGAGGUCCAGAUGCUAGUGGAGAAGACACAGAAAGCUUGGCUAUGAAAGGAGACCAAGAAGUGGAGGUUUCAGACCAGGCACACUCUGAACCAGUGGAGGAGGCUGCUGACACUGGUGCCCCUCAUGAGAGUGAAAGUAGCAGAGAGAGCCAUGGCAGUGACUCAGACUCAGAUGGGCCGAUACUGUACACAGACGAUGAUGAUGACGAUGAUGAUGAGAAUGCAAGCGCUGAAAGCUCUUUGGCAAGUAAAAUCCGUCGUAGGGAUACUCUUGCUAUCAAACUUGGCAACAGACCAUCUAAGAAAGAAUUAGAGGACAAAAACAUCUUGCAGCGUACAUCUGAAGAGGAAAGGCAGGAAAUCAGACAUCAGAUUGGAACGAAGCUAGUGAGGAGACUUAGCCAGAGGCCUACAACUGAAGAGCUAGAGCAAAGAAAUAUCCUGAAGCAGAAGAAUGAAGAAGAGGAACAGGAAGCCAAAAGAGAAAUAAAACGUAGACUCAGUAGAAAGCUCAGUCUGAGGCCUACAGUGGCUGAACUUCAAGCAAGAAGAAUCCUUCGAUUUAACGAGUAUGUGGAAGUCACGGAUUCUCCGGAUUAUGACCGUCGUGCUGACAAACCUUGGGCCAGGCUAACUCCUGCAGACAAGGCAGCAAUACGGAAAGAACUGAAUGAAUUUAAAAGCACAGAAAUGGAAGUACACGAGGAAAGUCGGCAAUUUACCAGGUUUCAUCGUCCAUAACAGUUUGACCACAUCCCAUAUUUCAUGUAACAGUUUUCUUUUGGGAAAUCAUUGCAUCCUGAAGACCUGAGAUUGCACUGGAACUUAAGUAUGAGUGUGUGCUACAGUUUACCCUCACGUUAAUGAAGAAAGUGGCCCUCGUCUUUAUCAAUGGACAAAUGAUUUGUCUAGGAGGAGAACUCACGUGAAGCAUUUGUCCGUGUUCAGACAGACCACAGUCUGUGGCUACCCCACACAGACAAGUUGGUGGACUUCUUCAUCAGAGCUCCACAAGUCAGGAAGUGCUGAAGACAAUCGCUUGAGAGCCUGGCUACCAGGAACUCAUCAGAUUUCAUAGGGUUGUGACUGAGGGUAACUGCGAGGGAGGGGUUGUGUGAGAAGGACUGAGAGCUGGGGGAAGAGAGUCUUCGCUUGUCAGUCCACAGAGAAAAGUGGAAUGGAUGGAACUGCCUAAUGAUGCACAGUGGGAAGAAUUAUUUAAAGGAAAAAAAAAAAGAGACUCUUGCAUUGCUUUGAGGAAGAACUCCCAGAUGAUCAGUAUGUCUUCAGCCAGUGGUCCUGUAAAAGUGAAGGAAAAUCCUUGGAGUGUCUGCAGCCUGCUUUUGUUCAGUGUGAAGAAUGCUUCUUAGAUUUGUAAUUUUUUAUACUAUCUUGAAAUAGUAUAUGUGAAUACAGUACUAUUAAAAUUAAGUGGUAUGGAGUGUGAAAGGCAAUACAUGAUUUUUCUAAGUUGGCCCAAAGGCCCAUUAAAAAGCCCAUGGCAUUGUUUACACUAAGAAAUUUUCUGUCUUAUAUUAGCACUUAUUUAUCCUUUGAUUAAUGUACACAACAUUUGGGGGGUGGGUCUGGAAUUCACAUAUGCAUACUUUUAAUGCAGUAUUACAGUAUAUUUGCUAUUUAUCCUUUCUAAUGUGUGUACAUAUUACAAUUUAUUUUUGUCUUUUAUGUGCCCUGUUCAGUUUUUAAUUAUGAAGUGUAAGUAUUUCCUUUUCUGGCAAUAAAAGAUCUGUGUAGAUGUGAUUUUUACCUCAGUAAAUCUGCAAUAGAUUCUUGUGGAAUGUUUUUAGUUUAUAAAAUUGAAGGUUGUUGUUUUAGAUGUCAGCCUAAAGGCAGAAAGGCAAUUUGGUGGCUAAAAUUAGAUAUCGCUCUUCAGUGCUAUUUACAACAAGACCAGGUUUGCAUAAAUGGGGUGGAUUAUUUUAGCAAAGAGCACUUCUAAUAACAGGAGAGUGCAUUCCAACAGCCGUCACUCUAUUAUUUUUAAAGAGAUUGGUAAACCAUUUUUAAAGAAGAUUUUUAUGACGUUAGGAUCCCUUACAUUUUAGUAAAAAAUCUAAUGAGGUACAAGGCCCAAAAUAUCAAUAACAAAAUAAAAUAACCAUCUACAUGCUUGUAGCAAAGAAAAGCAAGCAGCACCUUCCUUUUUUAAUGGAAUCAAUAAGAGCCAUUAGGAUUCCAUCUGCAGAAAACAGUUUAGCUUCUGGGAGGCCCAUCAUUUUAAAAAUAUAGAAACACUACUUUGACAUCAAGGAAGCAGUGAAAAUGUAUUCUUUGGCACUAAAUCAUGUAGGAAUUAUCAAGCCAUUAGAGUUAAGGUUUGUCAGCAAUUCUGGUACAAUGCUAAUUUUUAUUUUUAGAAUUUGAUGAGUAAACUUAAAACUUAUACUAGAAGAGUUCUGCUUAAACUUUUUUUUUUUGCUGAUGUUGCCAAAUUUAGAAAUGUGUGUCCAAAAUCAUAUAAAGGUCUACUAUGUUGACUUUGAAGUAUAAAACACAGUAUUUCACUUCAAAGGAAACAAGUGAAGCAAUUAAAUAGACCUCAGUGUUGCCUUAAUCCCAUCAAAACACUUGAAAGCAGCCAAGAUACUAAAGGCAGAAGGAUAGCUGUUGCACAGGCAGAAUAACUUGGACAAAGAUAAGGUAAGACUAUAUAUACUUUAUAUAAGACAGUAGCUCCUCUCACGUGCCAGGGUACAUAUGGGUUACACAAGCAAAGUAAAACUUGUUAAACUCUUAGGAUGAAGUUAAAUACUUGACUUUGCAAGAACACAUUCCUCUAUUCUAGGCCUGGAGCAUGGAUGGAAAGUUAUGUGCUGCCUUUUCAUUUUAAUAGUUAAAAUGCAAAGGUGAGGAUACAAGUUCUAGCUCAGACUUCUUCAAGCUGCAAUAUGUCAUAAGAAAUGAGGAUACUUAGGUGAGGUGUCAUUUAGGCUUUUCCUAUCCUCCUUCUGGGGUUGGAGGUUUUUUUAAAGUAUUCACUACAAACCAUUGUUAGAGGCAGAACACUAGCCUCGAUGGAGAUGCUGAGUUAAUUUUUAAUUUCUUUUUUAUUUUUUAUGAUAAUCAGAUGCAUUCUUUGACCCACAAUUCAGCAAACUAAUUAAGCAAAUUUAUGUAACUGGACAAAGGCUUUAUUGAAACUUAUGUAAAAAUGUAGUAUGCUUGCAGAAUUAGAACUAUAAACUAUCCAUUUUGUAUUAUACCCACACACAGACAUAGAAUUGUAUAUACUAUUUUUAUAUUCUAAAGAUCAACGGGCAGAAAAACAACAGCUGGAAAGUGUUAUCCAUGCAAUGAAAAAUAAUGAGAAUUUGGUAUGUCACUAUGCGAAGUGAAGCAAGUUUGCUUUACCUUAUUGAGCUGCCUGAAGUCUGUUUCUGCUGCUUCUCCUAACCCUCUGUAUCGAUGAUUUGAAAUGUCUUCAAGUUGCAUCAACAGCCCAUGGGAAAUAAUAUGCUGUAUACUUGUCUAUGGGGCCGCGUGCCUGUUAGAAGAUAAAAAUCAGGAUAAGUCCUGAGAAAUUAAUAAGUGAGUAAUCCUUGAGGAAAAAAAUAAAAAUAUGCUGAAAAGGCAAAACAAAAGUAACACUUUCCAUGUGACACAUAGUACAGUCCAGCUGGCUAAUAGGGUAUUAAUAGUAUAUUAAUUUUUAUCAAACUGGACAAAUAAUUUAAAUGUCAUCCACAACAUAUGACAAACCUUACACAUAUUAUACCUAAUGUUCCACAGAGUCAUAUAUGAACUCAGAUGUCUACAGGCAUACAAAGAGAAAAUUAGUAGCUUGAAGUAGUGGUUUCUGAAAUUACCUCAUAUAUCAUGUUUAUCAGUAGAAUCAUGCAUCAUACCAUGUUGCUGUGGGUGCAAAAGAAUGGAUGCUUAAUCAAAUCCUAAUUUCUUCUUCACAUAAAAAAUGUAAAUGAUUUUACAAUGUCUCUUGUCUCUCUCAGGUAAUACAUAUUAGUCUUUUUAGCUGAAAUACAUUCUAUAUGAAUUUUCUCAAAUUGUAAUAUAUAUGUUGACUCAACAAGUACAAAAAAAAAAAAAUUAAACUAAAUGCUAAUGAUUACUUAAGCUAAAUACCAUUUCAGCUGGUGAUUUGAAACAUGUUAGGACCAGGAGCACCAUCUCUUCAAAAUCACUGAAAGUGUUCACAGCCAUUUGUAGGUCUACAAGACUGCAUUUAUUUGUUGAGUUUAUCAUUUACCUACAGUUGUCCAUGUCCCUUGCUGUGGUGGCCUUUCCUGACCUCUGAUGUGGUGUGGGGCAGGGCAUACCCACCACCUGCUCUGGCCACACUAAGUACCUCUUAGAGAAGCACCAUAGCCUCAGUGUUGAUAUGUAAAAACCUUAUCAGGUGACCACUUCUUAUUUUUUAACUUGAAAAUGAAAUGAAAGCUGUGAAACAAAGGCAUUAAAGCACCCUUGAUAUUAAGAAAUUAGACCAUUAGACCACUCCUUCCAGGUGAGAUUAGUGCUUUGUUUCCUGUAGAAAUGCUUCAAACUCAGAGCUGUAACAAGUACUACUACAGCUACAUCAGAGAAUUCGUUUCAAAACAGCAGUCAAUUAACCUGACUAUAAAUUUAAUCUGAGCCCUAAUUUUGUAUCAUCAUAAAGUGGGAGGAAGAUCCAGCCAGCACAGACUAAAAAUGUCUAAUCUAGUCUGGCAGCCUGGGAAUCAGCUGAAAUCCCUUCAUCGGCUGCAGCCGGCAGGGGUUGGAGCCAGGGUAGGAAGAGCCACACUGUCACCUGGCUACCUAGCAGGACAGGUCUGUGUGAGCACUGCUGGCAUACUAAGCAGGGACUAGAAUAUCCACCCAUGUCUUAAUGUCUGUUAAUGCUUUAAUGAUAAAGCAAACCAAGCUAAAAGCCUACAUUUGCAUGAAACUGUCAGGCACACCUGAACUGCAUCUUUUAAUGCUUUCACAUCAUCUCUUUUUGGUAAUUUCUUAAGGAGUUAAGACCUGUGCCACUGCUGCAAACUAAAAUAAAAACAUACUCAGGGUGAAAAAAAAGGAUAGACUUGCCUCCUGCCUUUACGGGCCACAUUUAGUUCCAUUACUGUUUCUAUCCGUAUUCUUACUGUACAAAGCUCAGUGCAAUGCUCACUGCUGGGACCUAGAUUUUAAUAGAAAAAGUGAUUCUGAAAGCUUUUAUUAGGUUGAUGCAAAAAUAUUUUGAGGAUCAAAUUUUAAAAAAAGAAAAAAAGUAAAUUCUCUAGAAUAGCUUAAAGCUUCUAUUUAACAGAAAUCUGGAAAAAAAACCCCACCAAAACUCAUGGAAGUAUAUGUAUAGAGAGAAAGGGAGAAAAGGAGUGAAAUGAACAUAUUUUGCUGUAAUGUUUCUAUUUAUUAACUUUAAUAAUUAAUAAGUUCUUGUUUCACUUUGUCAGUUCCCACCUUGUUUCAGGUUUUUAAUGGCAAUAGAGCUCAUAUGAACUAGAUACAGCAUAUCACCAAUAUUUUCUAGGAGGUAAAUAUUGCAUUGGAUAGAACUGAAGAAAGUAAUGGUAUUCCCUGUAUCUCCUUGUUCAAUCAUUAAUUCUUUAUAUUAAAAAAGUCUUUCAAUACUAUGUCAAAUUCAACAAUAUUUGAACAUUGUUAUGAUAUAGUAAAAUGUUGCUGAACAAAUCUUCUCUUCUUUCACUACUUUGUGUGGUGGUAUACUGAUUUGUAAACUUGCAUAAAUUUUGGAAUUAAAAAAAUACUGUGUUUUGGAUUA
Molecule: messenger RNA, 7042 nt
Organism: Manacus vitellinus (golden-collared manakin)
Lineage: Eukaryota; Metazoa; Chordata; Aves; Passeriformes; Pipridae
Gene: PHACTR2
Product: phosphatase and actin regulator 2
Exons: 14
Coding region: 1-2043 (680 amino acids)
Biological process (GO): actin cytoskeleton organization
Molecular function (GO): actin binding
Source: RefSeq, a predicted model, not a curated record